CGGAGCGCCGUCUGCUGUGGCUGUUGUUUGUUUCUGCAACUCCGCGGGGUCAUGUCGUGUCGUCUGGACUUGUUUACGUCGCUGCAGCCCGCGGCGCAGGGCGGGCCCUGCCAGUGUUUUCUGGCGGCCCUGUCUCUGGUUUGGCGCGACGGGGCGCGUGGAUGUCGCCGGGUUUGCGUCUGUGAAGUCAGUAUUUCUUCUGCAAGAGCGUCUGUGAUGGUGUAUGACGAUGUCAACAAAAAGUGGAUUCCCAGUGGAGGGACGUCUGGAAUGUCGAAAGUGCACAUUUACCACCAUCAGAUCCACAAUACAUUCAGAGUUGUCGGCCGUAAGCUGCAGGAUCAUGAGGUCGUAAUAAAUUGUGCCAUUCUGAAAGGCCUGAAGUACAAUCAAGCAACGCAAACUUUCCAUCAAUGGCGAGAUAACAAACACGUUUAUGGCCUCAACUUUAGCAGUAAAGAGGAUGCAGAUUCAUUCGCGCGAGCUAUGCUUCAUGCCCUUGAGGUCCUAGCAAGUGGUGUCAAUCGAAAUCCGGCUCCUCCACCCGCACCACCGCAGCAAUAUGCUCAAAGCAAUGGCCAAUAUGAAGAUGAUAUGGGAGGUUAUAGAUCAACUCAAAAUAUGGAACUUGAACGCCGCAUGUCACAACAGUCACAGAUGCUGAGCAGUCCGCAAGCAGCCACGCCCCCCGGACACCACCGCACCUCUUCCGCACCCCCAGCACCCCAGGCACCUCCCCUGAGCAUCGCGCCGAGCAUGGCGCCGUGCCCGCCCCCCGCCCCGCCCGCACCGCCAGCCGCACCAGCGCCCGCCCCCGCCCCUGCGCCCCCCAUGAUGGGUGGCCCCCCGCCCAUGAUGGGAGGCACUCCCCCCAUGAUGGGCACGCCCCCUAUGAUGGGGGGUGCUCCUCCACCCAUGAUGGGGGGUGGCGCGCCGCCCCCGCCCCCACCGCCCCCCAACAUGUCCCGGUCCUCGAGUUCAGAUGGCCAGGAUGCCAGUUCGCUCGCAGCCCAACUUCAAAGUGCCCGCCUCAAGAGGGCAAAUGCAAAUGCUAACAAGCAACCAGCAGAGAACAGUGGUUCAAGCACCAGCAGUGGUGGCAGCAACUACGGCACGUUAGGCAGGAGCCCCAUGGGAAUGGCGAGUAUGAUGGAUGAAAUGGCUAAGACUCUAGCUAGGAGACGUGCUGCUUGUGAAAAGAAGGAGCCUGACCCAGUGGACGAUCAAGAUAAGAAGCAGUGGGAUAAAAAUAGUGGUGGUAAACUUGCAAAUGGUGGGGAGUCACCUAAACCAGGCCGUAAGCGCUUUGGCUCAUCAUCCGAAGAGAAUCUAGUGCCUAAGGUCAACGGCCUUAAUGGUGGUGAUGCUAAUGGAGGCUCUAUAGGAGAUUUGGACGCUCUCAAACAAGAGAUCAUUCGAGAGAUGCGACAAGAAAUGUCUCGAUUGAAGCAGGACCUCAUAAAUGUGAUCAAGCAAGAACUUGCGAGACGGUAAUGGAGGUUGCCUUCUGGAAACCUUGCCUAGGCAUUGACUGAGCCUCUUGCAGUUUUGUGUUGCUCUUAGGCCCAUCUGUGGCAUGUGAAUGUUUUUAUAAGUUUCAUAUUUAAUAUGAAUUUGCAUUGAGAAGUCUGUCUGAAACAUUGUCUUCAAUGUUAAUAUUGUAUUGGGGUGCGAGUUCCAAACCUUAUCAAAUAUUAUACAGUAUAGUAUAUCCUAAUUGUAUUGUGAUUAAUGAUAAAUAUUGGUGGGAAUACGUUGCUAGUUAAUAUGAUAAAAUAAUUUCCUAUUAUCUGCUAGGAAAGCAUUUACUUGUUUUAUUGCUUGCUGGAGUGAAAGCCUGCCAUAUGGAAUUCGGCCACAUUUUAUAGUGAAUGAGGGUACAUUGUUUACCUGUCAUGUAUAGACUGUGUUACAUGGUUUGAGUGUUGCUGUGUUAUCAUUAGUACCUCUCAUCCUGCUAAGAUAUUCGUUAUAUUUAUGUAUACAUAGGAUAUAUAAAUGAAUUGGAAUGUAUACUUAUGUAUACAUAUUUAUAAAUAUACGAACACAUAUUUUAUUUUUGUUUCUUAGUUUAAUGUACUUUUCUAGCAUUCCCUUGAGUGUUUUCAAGCUUUCUCUUUCACUCUUUUGCUGUUUUCAUUUCUUGUCUUAAAAAUUCUGUUUUGGGACCAUGUCUAUUAUUUGGUGUCUACUUAGGUAACUGGUGUAACGAACUACUUUUUUAACUACUUAAAUUUGGAGUCAUAAUAACAGAACUGGUAUUCUGAAAUUUUGUAUUAUUGAAUCUUUGCCAGUAGCUUAUGAUUUAUUGCUGCAGUUCGAUUUCUGUUUGGGUUCUCCUUGCUUGUUAUAAUUUUGGUACCGGUGCCUGUUCCCUUGUGAGGUGUCUUGGAAAAGUAUUGCAUUACUUUGAUUGUACCAGUUGUGGUUAAUUUUGAAGAGUGGGCUUGAUAGUGCUUGAGGGAAUCAAGCUUGGUAAAGUGAAAUACGUUCAUACCUGCUUUAUAAUGUGCGUCAUGAUUCUUUCAAUCUUUCAUGCAUAUGUUCAAUGAAUGCCUUUGUAUUGAACAAGCUCUUCCUAUUUGUUUCUUACCUUACAGAAAUUAUAUGUUGAUAUAAAUAUUAUUUUAUAUUAUUUAUGCUUUGUAAAGUGUAGGAGUGAGUCACUUGAGGGGGGAAAGGAAUUUUAUUUGCAAGAUCUGUUUAUAUUAUUUAUGGAUGGUUAUUUUUGCGCAUUUGUUAAUGAUUUGUGUGUAAAUAAUCAGUGUCUACUUAUGUGUAAAUUCAUUGGUAAUUUCAAUUUUAGUAGAUAUGGUGAGUGUUAAACCAUGACAUUGCCACAGUGAAUGAGUUUUAUACUAUUGCUAGCAUAUUUAAAGACAAUUGGAGAUCAUCUCGCUUUUUUUAAUCAAAGUAUGUGCCAUUAGUUGUGGUGCAUUGUAAUAAACAAUUCCUACUGUGUGAACAAUGAUUUUCUAGGAUGCCGUAAUUUUGUGGCUGUGGAUUUUUUUUAUCCGGAAAAGUAGUUGCCACUCUGAAAUUUUAAAAUCCUUAGUGAAAUCUAGUGUAGGUUUGAGUUCUCUUCUUCUGUCCUGUGUUUGUACAACAUUCUUUUCCUUGAUUUGAACUGUUCCUCCUUUACUUUGAUUCACUGACUUACAGUAUUACCUCUUUGUCACAUGCAUUUUUUUUUAUUAGGACUAUGUGUAGGGUUAUCAAACAUAAAAGACUUGAAUGUGUGCUUUGAAUUGUGUUAACUGUGAGAGCAAACUGUACUUUAUGAAUCCUGUAUGAUUUCUAGCUUGUUUUCAUGACUUAGUUGAAAGUGAGACAACCAUGCAUCUACAGAAAAUACAGUAAUGAGCUCCAUGAUAUACCUAAGACUGUUUGUAUUAUGCUUUUCAAAUGCUUGGAUUUUCAAAUAGUGUUCAGUGCUGUCUUCUGUUUGUUUCUUAUAAUUUUUAAAGGCAUCCUCUACUUGCCGCCACUUAGUCUCAACCUUAUUUUUCACCGCUGAUCAUUCCAGAAUUUAUUACAAUGUAAAUUGUCAGCUUGUUUGCAAAUUGUUUUAGCUUUUGUCAUCUUGCAUGCAGUACCCUCGCUAUUUCUCAAGAAAAGGCAUUGUUUUACUCUGUAUCUGUGAUCCCUGCUUGCUUCCGCCAAAUCUCUCAACAUAUAUGAACAAAUUUUCUUGUGUAUGCCGUACUUUGUAGUAGCACAUUCUGUACUUGCACAUGACAGUCUAUGGAGCUCUUCUGGCGGGACUCUGCUCUUGUGUGGCGUUUUGUGAAGAAUCUAAAGGAAAUGGCUUUGUGGAACCAAAACUCUCUUCCUCUCUAAGAUAUUUCUGUUGUUUUUAGCAUUUAUGCUAGAAAUUGGUGACAUGGAAAUGAAAGGACUAAGUCUUCCCUUGGCUGUUGGCUAACUUCUUCCAAAGGUAAUAGUGUUCAAGGUUGAUAGUUUUGAUAAAUGUUUUAUUAUUUUUUAGAAAUGGGUCUAGCUUAUAUUAUUAUCAAGGUUUUCUUUUCACCUGUAUUCCAUUGUAGUAAAGUUGCACUCUCUGUAUGAGAUUCUUCUGUGCUCGAAGUGGGUUAAGUGAACACAUUUGCUGAGGCAUGCACUAUUAUUGUAAAUCACAGAUUGAAUUCAUUCUAUCUAUGUCUGACAAUAAUGUGCAAUGCUCUGCAUUCUUUUCAUUAAAAAGACACACAAGCUUAGCUGCACAGGGUCUGUCAUUGUUAUUUUGUCAUCCAAGCGUGGUGGUUUACUUUCAUUUUUGAUCAGUUGUUUGCUCCAGCAUUUUCUCCUUUUGAAGAAAUUAUUACUUGCUCAAGUGUAUCUUUGAUAUUGUAUGAAAUAUGCAAUGCACAAAUGACUUGUAGAUACUUUUACUUGUAUCUCAUUGUUAAUAAUUAAAUACAGUAGGAUAUAAAGGACCAUUUUAUGGAAUUUGCAUAUUUCUUAUUGUUGGCGGCUUUCUAUAACCUUGUAUGUUUCAUCUGAUUGUGGGGUGUCCCUCCUCGCCCCUUCCAUAUUAUUGUUUUAGUUGAAAACCCAUGUGAGCUCCAUCCCUAAAAAAUUGCAUGCUUUCUUACUCAGUAUUCUUCAACGGUUAAAUUUUCCAACAUGUUCAUUACAUUGACAUUGUAAUAUAUAAUUGAGAGGACAUUGAAAAGGCUAUGUGGUCUAUCAAAUGUAUGUUCUAAUCCUCUAAUGGGCACGGUAGUGUCAUGUAGUCACCAUUGUAAGAUUUUCUUUAAGUGUGUUUCUAAUCAAACCAAAGGUCUUUAAGCUCUGAGAAGGAGUGAAAAAUGAAUGAAUAUUUCCUCCUCCACAUGUAAGAUUUUGCUGAUAAGAAAGAGCAGAUGGUUACCAAGUGCAUUCUGUUGUGUUUCAUACCUGGGAUUCUUAAAUUAUUUUCCUCCAAAUAUGAGUUUCUUUCACCACUAGUAAUCUUAUUGAUAUUACACAAAAUUGUUGAGUCGAUAUGCACACCUCUUUGCCUCUAACUGGGAAAAACUCAAUAGAUAUCUAUUCUGUGUACUGAUGCUUCUUAUGCUCCAGUUGGAUGGAUUUUAUUGAUUUAAUGUAGUCUUAAGUCUUUUCAACCAGUAGGGUUGCAAACAAUGCAACUCUACUGGUGCUUUUUGCUCUAUGCUAAUCACUAGAGGAGUAUGCUUAUUUCAAUAACAAGCACAUAGUCAGUAUGUUUAAGUUUAGUUUAGUAAGCAUUCAAUGGGUAUUUUCUGUUCUAACUUAAAUGGUUGCCACAUCGUUUUCCUGUAAUUUUCCCCUCUAGGGACUUUGGUAAAGCAGUGCAAACUAACUGACUGUACUGAAGCUCAAAGAUGCAGCCCAUUUGAUCCCAUGUUUUGUCAGAUGCGACUUUGUUAUUGAACCUUAGUAGAGCCAUAGUCUGAAGAAGAGUGGACAAAAAUUAGUAACACACACCCUUGUUUCUUUCUGUGUGCAGACGUACACAUGGUGGUAAUAGAACUUCUCUAGCAUUUUCAAAUUGACUAUUUCAUUAAAAUCCUUUGCCAUAACAUGAUUCUCUGAAAAUAAAUCCUGGUUUCUUGUUUUAGGUGUGUUUAUGUGUGUGCGUAUGUGUGAUGAAGAUGUCCCAACAGAAUUGUCUUUAACACAUGUGAUUUAUUUUGUAGCUAAUUUCUUUUCUGUAAAUAUUUUUUAUUGCAAAUUUUCCUUUAGUAUAAUUUUUUGCACUGCUCUUUUCUGGUUUUAACUCAACAAGUGAACAAAGUCACUUUUUCAUACACGCAAACAUUUUGUGUUUUCAUUUUCCAAUACCUUGGGUAACUAUACGAAUAAUAUGGUUGCAUCAAUAAAAAUGAAAAAAGUUUGUUUUUUUUUAUCAUACCAUAUCAUGGUUAGUUAGGCUCCCUGUCAUUUCUGUAAUUUCUUAAACCCUUCAAUGUGGUAGUGGUACUUUUCUGAUCUCAUUCCUGUCAACUUUUGAUUUGUGAACCAUUUCAUUCUCCCAUUGAACCAGUAAGUAAUUAAAGUGUGUACAUGUGUAAAUGAUGAUGUACAAGUAGGAUGUGAAUACUACUCUACGCUGGACUCCUUUAACAGGCCAGCAGCACACGAAUGUACCCUAAUGUGGAUGCCAUAUUUACUUUGUCAUUUUGCAUUGUAUUUUCAAUAAAGUGAUUAAAGAGA
Thrips palmi is the source of this 6180-nucleotide messenger RNA. It is a transcript of the gene ena, whose product is annotated as protein enabled. The record is from RefSeq and is a predicted model, not a curated record. The transcript has 9 exons. NCBI's taxonomy places the organism in Eukaryota, Metazoa, Arthropoda, Insecta, Thysanoptera, Thripidae. Gene Ontology annotation, molecular function: SH3 domain binding. The coding region runs from base 52 to 1494 and encodes 480 amino acids.